AUGAAAUUAAGUCUUAUUCGAUUUGGUGGUGGUGGUGAUGCUGAAGUACCAGCUCAUAUUCGACAAAAGAUGGCUACUAAUUGGUAUGUUCGUCAUUUUAAUUCAUAUACAACUCGUGGUCGAGCUAAUUCUGUAAUGGGUGUUAUUGGUGGUUGGAUACUUUUUGGUUAUACGAUGACAAAAUGGAGUCAAUCACGUAAAGCUAAACGAUUAGCAUCUGAACCUCCUAAACCAUCAGCUCCAGCUCCACCUCCACAUUCAUCAUCACCAAAAAAGAGUGGUCAUCAUUAA
Messenger RNA from Rotaria sp. Silwood1, 291 nucleotides. The record is from the annotation of a GenBank genome assembly. Lineage: Eukaryota; Metazoa; Rotifera; Eurotatoria; Philodinida; Philodinidae.